Molecule: messenger RNA, 1085 nt
Organism: Colossoma macropomum (tambaqui)
Lineage: Eukaryota; Metazoa; Chordata; Actinopteri; Characiformes; Serrasalmidae
Product: gastrula zinc finger protein XlCGF7.1-like
Exons: 2
Coding region: 60-911 (283 amino acids)
Source: RefSeq, a predicted model, not a curated record
UCUCCAGUGUUGGAGGAGAAAGAUCAGGAGCUGCACUGCUGCAGAAAAGAGACAUUCUGAUGCAAGGCAUCUUCCAACAUGAGGAAUACGCCAGCCUGCUGAAAUCAGGAGAGAUUAAAUAUGACAAUAUGGCAUCCAGAAGAAGCUCAAAUUCUCAGGCAGCCAAGUCCUUUGGUCCUCUCCACACGAACGCAUGUCAUGAAGGAAAAAAGAAAAACGUAAGCAGUGGCUGCUCAGAGUGCGGAAAGAGUUUUAGUCAGCAGCGACGUCUCCAGCGACACCAGCGCGUUCACACAGGAGAGAAGCCGUUCUAUUGCUCAGAGUGUGGGAAGAGCUUUUCUCGCCGCAGUAAUUUUCAGAGACACCAGUACAUUCACACAGGAGAGAAACCGCACCAGUGCUCUGAGUGCGGGAAGAGUUUUAGAGAUUCGGGUUCUCUGAAAAAACACCUUCUCGUUCACACAGGAGAGAAACCGUAUCAGUGCUCAGACUGCGGGAAGAGCUUUAAUCAACAGAUCACUCUCACACUGCACCGGCGCAUCCACACAGGAGAGAAACGGUAUCACUGCUCAGACUGUGGCAAGAGUUUUACCCUGAAGGGUAAUCUCCAAAAACACCAGCGCAUUCACACAGGAGAGAAACCGUAUUACUGCUCUGAGUGCGGAAGGAGCUUCACUCUGCAGAGUAACCUCCAGAGACACGAGCGCGUUCACACGGGAGAGAAGCCUUAUCACUGCUCCGAAUGUGGGAAGCGUUUUACCAUACAGAGUAACCUGCAGAGACACCAGCGCAUUCACACAGGAGAGAGACCGCAUCACUGCUCAGACUGUGGGAAGAGCUACAGGCGUGCAAAUGCUUUAAUGACACACAAGUGCAUUAAAACAGAGGUCGAAACCUAUGAUAUCUGUUAGCAAGUUUAAUAAGCAUGAUUGUCAUUAGUGAUAUUUUUACACAGAAUUGAAACCUGUAUUUUUCAUGUUGACGUUUGUCUUCUAAAUAUCACACUUGUUUAUGUUAUAAGAGUUAAGGUUAAGACCUUUUCUGUGUUAUGUACAGGGUGAUUGAAAAAGAUUCAUCCGAUUUAA